AUGAUCACUUCUAAACCACCUCCAUUACCAUCACUAAUCAUAACCCUAAUCAUCCUCACCACAUCCUCAACAUGUUUCUUCCCAUUAGCACUCGCCGACGAAGCAGAAGUCCUCUUAACCUUCAAGAAAUCCCUCUCCAACCCCGCCGCCUUACAAACGUGGAACGCCACCGUUUCCCCGCCGUGCAACCGCGACUCCUCCGAUUGGGCCGGGCUCCGCUGCACGGACGGGGCCGUCGAGAAGCUGAUCCUCGACAACAUGGGCCUGGUGGGCAUCAUCGACGUGGACUCACUCUCCCAGCUCCCAAAACUCAGGACGUUCAGCGCCAUGGGGAACAACUUCGACGGGCCCAUCCCGCCGUUCAGCAAGCUUUCCCUUAAGAACCUGUACCUCUCCGGGAACAAAUUCUCCGGCGAGAUCCCGGCCGAUGCGUUCAAAGGGAUGGCCUCGCUCAAGGAUCUUUACCUCGGGAGCAACCGGUUCGUGGGCCCGCUUCCUGGGUCGCUUGUUGGGCUCAACAAGCUUAGCGAGUUGGGCCUGGAAGGGAACCAGUUUAGUGGGAGUAUCCCCGACCUUCAACAGCCGUUGACGGCGUUUAACGUCUCCGGUAACGAUUUGGCCGGUCCCAUCCCUGGGAAUCUGGCGGACAGAUUUAACCAGAAAUCAAAGACGAAAACCAUCUUGAUCAUCGCGGCGAUCAUCGCCGUGGUGGCGAUACUGGGGGCGAUCCUGGCCUGCACCUUCAUCCGGGGCCGGGGAUCCAGAAGAGAGGGACGAGCCCAAUUCAACGACACGAGGAACCUGAAGAAAUUCGGGGCCGCAGGCAAAAUGGGCCCAAAGAUGAAGGCCCAUGAUGACCACCACCACCCGUACCAUUCGGCCCAACUGGAGCCCAUGGCGGCGACCGGCGGCGGGGGAGGGAGGAGAGGGGAGAGCGGGAAGCUCCGGUUCGUGAGGAGCGACAGGGAGACGUUCGACCUGCAGGAGCUCCUGAGGUCGUCGGCGGAGGUUCUCGGCAGCGGGAACUUUGGGUCUUCUUACAAGGCUGUUCUCACCGAAGGUCCUGCCAUGGUGGUGAAGAGGUUUAGGCACAUGAAUAACGUUGGGAAAGAGGAGUUUUACGAGCAUAUGAAGCGGCUGGGGAAUUUGUCGCACCCGAACUUGCUCCCCCUCGUGGCUUUCUAUUACAGGAAGGAAGAGAAGCUUCUGGUGUCUGAUUUCGUCGACAAUGGCAGCCUCGCUAGUCAUCUCCAUGGGAAGCGACGGCCAGGGGAACCAGGGCUGCCAUGGCCAACAAGGCUGAAGAUCAUCAAAGGAGUAGCGAAGGGAUUAGGGUAUCUGUACAAAGAGCUCUCCGAUUUGCCCCUGCCGCACGGCCACCUGAAAUCCUCCAACGUCCUCGUCGACCACACGUUUCAGCCGAUGCUUACCGACUACGCGUUAUCGCCGGUGGUGAAUCGAGACCAGGCGCAAGGGGUGAUGGUGGCGUACAAGUCGCCGGAGUUCAUACAGACGGAUCGGACGACGAGGAAGACGGACGUGUGGAGCCUGGGGAUCCUGAUCCUGGAGCUUUUGACGGGGAAGUUCCCGGCGAAUUACUUGCGGCAAGGGAAAGGAGCGGCGGCGAACGCGGACCUGGCGGCGUGGGUGAAUUCGGUGGUGAGGGAAGAGUGGACGGGGGAGGUGUUCGAUAAGGACAUGAAAGGGACCAAGAACGGGGAAGGCGAGAUGCUGAAGCUGCUCAAGAUCGGGAUGUGCUGCUGCGAGUGGAACGUGGAGCGGCGGUGGGAUUUGAGAGAAGCUCUGUCCAAGAUUGAGGAGCUGAAAGAGAGGGAAGAAGGUGGUGAGAACGAGGAUUAUUGUAGCUCCGAUGGUGAUCUCUAUUCUUCAAGGGCCAUGACCGAGGAAGACUUCUCCUUCUCCGUCACCGCUUGA
Linum tenue is the source of this 1935-nucleotide messenger RNA. The record is from the annotation of a GenBank genome assembly. Lineage: Eukaryota; Viridiplantae; Streptophyta; Magnoliopsida; Malpighiales; Linaceae.